GCGCCACGAAUGUUACCUACCGAAGAGGCGAGUGCACUACCACCUGCAACCUACAUUUCUUAUCAGUUGCAACUGGUUAUCUUUCUCUCACCUGAAUGAAAAUUGAAAAUUUUGGUUACCGGCAUCGAUCUCUCUGAAACGUGAAAUGUGAAUUACUUUGCAAGGAAUUUAGAAUAUUUGAAUUGUAUCGUAUUCGUAGCGUUUGAAUUUAUCAAGUUGAGUGGUUAUAAAGUGAUCCGAAGUCAUGCUCAGACCUUUCUCGUUACCGAAGUGCCUGCGAGCCCAACGCGAAAAACGAUCUCUAGUUCUCGAACCUUUGUACGAUUUCACGUUCAAGAAGUUGUUCGAUCCAGCUUCUACAGAAAACAAGCAUGUUCUUAUAAAUUUUCUCAACAGCAUGUUAUCCGGGAUAUCUCUCAUGAACGGUGACAAAAUAGAAAGUGUCGAACUACUAGAUUCAAUUCCUGAUUUGACCAUAAAUGCUGCCAAAGAAGUUAAACAGGACGUCGUGACCAAUGUAUUAUGCAAGUCUACGAAUGGUGACCAGUUCAUCGUGAAUGUGAGCAUGCAGCACGAGCACCACCCAUAUUUUUCGACCCAUUUGCAGUAUCAUCGUGCUCACAUUUAUUCAAAUCAAAUCAGUGAAGAAGAAUUAUAUUCUUCCCCUGAAGGCUUUGGGUUAUUAAAACCAGUCGCCAUGUUGGCAAUCUGCAAUUUCUCAGUAUUCAGCAAAACGAAGCAUUAUAUAUCAAAAAUCGAGUUCAGAGAUGAAGAUCACCCGACAGAACCAACAUUUUUGUCAAAACUGAUAUCGUACGUGGUUGUUGAACUGUCCAAAUUUUCAAUUACCAACUUCGAUGAAAUUAAGACUGACGCUGAUAAAUGGAGUUUCUUUCUCAAGUACGCUGCAGAUGAAGAUCAAAAGUCAGCGAUUCAACAACUCGUAAAUAGUGAUGCGGAUUUUAAAAAAGCGUACGAAGUAUUGCACGCUGAUAACUGGUCUUUGGCUGAAUUGGCUGAGUCUGCCAAGGUUGCCACUGAUGAUCUCAUUGAAACUAUUCGUCGCGAAGAAAAUCAAAACAUUGCCGAGAACAUGUUACGAAAUGGCGUGGAUCCUUCUGUUAUAUCGAAAGUGACUAGUUUGGAAAUGAACGAAGUUGAAGAGUUGAGAAAACAAGUUGAAGCUGAAAAAUGAUGAUCCUGUAUAGUUUAUAUUAUUUUUAUCUUUGUGUUCGUGCUCAGUUUUUUUUACCAAAUUAUUUAUAGUGAACGGAUUUUCUCCUUUUUUGUUCCUAUGUAAAGAUGAAGUAUGAAAUUAAUUUUUGUUACUCGUAUCUAGUGAGAAUAAAUCGUGAUGUUUAGCAGUA
Molecule: messenger RNA, 1367 nt
Organism: Planococcus citri (citrus mealybug)
Lineage: Eukaryota; Metazoa; Arthropoda; Insecta; Hemiptera; Pseudococcidae
Exons: 2
Coding region: 245-1195 (316 amino acids)
Source: RefSeq, a predicted model, not a curated record